Durusdinium trenchii is the source of this 4167-nucleotide messenger RNA. The record is from the annotation of a GenBank genome assembly. NCBI's taxonomy places the organism in Eukaryota, Dinophyceae, Suessiales, Symbiodiniaceae.
AUGAUGCCCGACAUGCGGUUGGGCAAGGACAAAACUGGGAGUCAGCGAGACACAUACUCAGUUGAUGCAUUCCUAUCCAUCAUGUAUGAAGGAGUGGCGGAAGUGCUUCCGGACAGAUUCGUUCGACGUGGGCGUGCUGCAGCCAGCGAUGACCCUGAGUGGGACUUGGAGUCAGAUUGCCAAGAUCAAGAAGACUUGCGGGAUUUUCUGGAUAAGCCCGGCACUGGUGCAAUUUGGGCAUCUUUUCAACCAGAGGAAAAGAAGCUAACAAAGUUCUUGCCACCAGGAACCGUCCAUGAUUUAUACACACACAACACAUCGACAAGGAGUCUUUUCGGAGCUGUGGCCGUGUCGUAUUCCACAUUCUUGAGGGUAUACCAAAGCCGGUGGAAAGACGUAUUGAAAUUUAGAGCUCGGAGCAUGUUCAGCCAAUGUGAGCUUUGCUACAACUUCAAGCAAGACCUUUCAAGUACUUCAUUGAGCAUGGAGGCUCGCCUGGGAACGUUGACAAAGUACCGCCGCCACUUGGCGGAUCAGUAUAGCGACCGAUGCAUACUUUGGUCUUUGCAAGAAGCCGCUUGCGACCCUCAGUCAGACCUGGUCAUCAUGUGCACCGACGGGAUGGAUCAAGGUAAAUUCCGCUUACCUCGAUAUCCUGGUCAUCGUGCUUCCAGCGCCGUGGCAAGUGCCAACAGGCCAAAGGUCAAGCUGCACGGUCUUUGGGUGUGGGAUCUACCAGACCAGCUGGCAGCGGGCAUCGAUGCGGGUUCUUUCCGUGGUGGUACACUGGAUUGUCCCAUCUCUCCUGCCAUGGCGCCCCUGUGCCGGAUGCUUGAGCAGCAGCUCGUGAAGGUCCAAAAACCUGAUGAGGAGCAGAAGAAGUUGGCCGCCAUCAAGGACGAGGGAAGCGCGGCAACACCAUCUCCGAUGAAGAGACUGGCAAGCGACUUCGAAAAGAAGAUCAAGGCUUUGCCAGGUGAGUUCGAGCGGAACGACAGGACGGAUGAGUGGCGAUGGGUCUAUGCAAAUCACACAGACUGGCAUCGAUAUGGUACGCCUGCCCAAUCUAGCCCUCAUCACCGUGCACCGCUUCAACCUCCUGCUUCAGAUUCACAAGGGAAGGGCAAAGGCCAGGGCUACAACAAGAUGUCACCGGGAUGGACCCAAGAGGAGGCGGAGGCAUAUGCCGUUGAGCUUACCCAGCGAAUCAAGGAGGAGGAGGAGGAGCAAAAAAAGAAGAACGCACACGAGAAGGAGAACAAGGAGAAAGAAACGAAGGAUGAGAAGAUGAACGGUGAGCAGGAACAGUGGGGUUGGGAUCAUCAUCAUGGGUGGCAGUGGGGCGAUGGUCACAGUCAGGAUUCAACUUGGCGUUGGGGUGAGAGUGACAUGAAGGAUGACCACGACAUGAAGGAUGAGAAGAAGGAAGAUGGUGCAAAAUCAGAGGAGCAGCCAGAAGGUGAACCAUCUGCAAAAGCUGCAAAGUCAGGGGAGCAGCGAGAACCUGCGAAAGAAGCAAAGUCAGAAACGGCGGCGGAAACUACACCACCGCCACCGUGGCGAGCUGCUGCUGUUCAACCACCGGCUGCUCCUGAAGUGGGCACGACGCUAGCUCCAAGUCCUGCGGGUCCUCUAGGGGCGACGCCCAAGGUCCUCUCGACGCCCUCGUCUCACAAGCGCUCUCGGACAACGUCUCAGCUUGACACCCACAGCUUGGACGUGAUCAAGGGGUGGACGCGUAUGACCUGCGUUGCUUGGGUGGCCCUCAUGGUGUCAGAGCUUGAUUGCGAGGACACAGAGGAAGCGAGAGAGAUUAUGAGUCAGCAUUUGACAUUUACAAAAUGGAAAGAUUCCGCCUUCUCAACGGAACAGCUGAGAACAACCAGAUGGCUCCUAGGGGCUCGGCCGAAGAACAUUCCGGACGGGUACCAUGAGCUUCUCACUGUCACGCCGAUGGCGCAAGAGAUGCUGAUGGAUUUGCAUGUCAAAUCUUUCCUACGCGCCACUCGGCGAGUGAAGUCAGCUGCUCGCAGCCGUGCACGCCUUUGCGCUGACGACUUUGACCGUCUUGUAGAUUUUGCCUGUGUCUUUGCACACAUCCGGAAAUGUGCUAUGCGCGUGGUGUCCAAGAGCCGCGAUGUCGAUUCAAAGCUCAUGGCAGCUUUCCUUGCAAAGGAUUACUAUCAAGACAUUGAAGCCGUGAUUGCCUCCAAGAAUCCCGAGUUUCGUGUCCAGUCGCUCACCGUUUGGCAAGACAUCGUUGAGCCACCUAGCCUUCCAACGGUUCUUCAAGGAGAUGAAAGCGCUGAUCUUUUGGCUGCGCAAGAGGCUGCCAGCGCGACCAAGUUCAACGAGCUGCAGAUCCGCUUGACCGCCGAUUGCGAGGCCAUGAACAAAUACAACGCGGACAAGCAGAAAGCAGAAUCUCGGAAGCAUGUGCAGCGUGUGCUGCAUGAGAAGAACCAACUUGCGGUCGGCAAGAAGGUUGUGGACGAGUACAUGGCUAGCAAUUGCUGGGCUGGCUUGAUUGGUGACAUGAUGCUCCCACAUGAGCUUGACAAGAUCAUCAAAGCGGCAGCUGCAAAGCGACAGGUUGCAAUGGACAAGCUCUUGACCAUUGGCUGGGUGGAUCUGACAAAGAUUGGGGUGCUCACUCAGAAGGACAUGAACAAAGUGGGGACAUGGUGCGAACGGUUGAUCAGCCGCAACCCUACGAGCACCUGCGUAGUGAUGGCCCUUCCGUUGCUCACUUCAAGUUCUGGAUGCGGGGCGCUUCGAUCAGACAUCAGGAAGCUUGAAGACAAGCUGCUCUUUCACCAGAUGGAGUUUCGGUCCUUCUUCUUGCCUGUUGACCACACCUCACUCCAUCACAACAGAGAUAUGCCUGGCGGGUUCACCUUCUACCUCAUCGUGUCUGAUGCGACGCUUCCGCGGAGUGGCACCGCCCAUCGGGCCAACAGAUCAGCAGAGAAGGUGGAUCGUUCCGGUGUCAACACCUUUUGCUUCUCAAAGCUGUGGCAAACCCAAGUGACUUCAUCUUCACCACGUGCUAUCGAUGAAUCCGAGUUCAUCGUGCCUGCGACUGGCGGUGUUUCUUCAGCCGAAGGCCGCAGGAACUACACAGAUUUGCAGGAAACAAGUCAGUGGUUGGGCGGCCUCGAGAUUCCCAAGGUCAUUCUGGGUGAUCUGCUCAGUGGUGUCAUGAGCGAGCGGCUCCCACGCUACAAGCCUGAGAUUGACGAAGAUCAGAUGGCCGGGCCUGUCUCAGAGCCAAGUCUCAAGGAGGUGCGGUCUGAAUGGUUGGCUGAUCCUGUCCGAGCCCCUCAAUGGCGGCAAGUGCUUUCUGAGUUCGACCGUUGCUUUGGGACACGUGCCGACAAUGCACCUCCUGCUCCUGUGACGGAAAGCGCGGCCACUGAGCCAGCCGUUGCCUCACUGGAUUGGGAUAGUGUCUUCCCUGAUGAGCCGCGUGAGGCUACCGCUUGGCACACCAAAUAUGAUGCACUAGUCCUUGGCAAAUUUCAAUGGUGCCCGGAGCUCACAGGGUACAUCAUUGGCAGCUCUGAGGGCAAUGGUGUUGGAACCAAGUUUUUCCUGGAGGCUUCGGAGGACUACACCAUUGAUGGGUUCAAUCACGCAGACGCUGAAGCCUUGCUGACUUAUGGUGCCGGGGUGUGGCUACAGGAUGCCAAGGUGCAGUCCUAUCUCGAUGAGCACCCGGAUGGAAAGGGUGUCGAAUGCCACUUUGACUCAGAUGAGUGCAAGGUCCUUCUUGUCGAAAACGGUCAAGAUGGUGCAGUCACAACUUUGCGCGAAGUCAUCCGGAAGUGCGAGAGCAUGAACAUGGUCGACGUCGAGCUUGGGGGUCACACCUACUCGAGACCUCCUCAAGUUGUGCAGGGUCUGGCAAAUGACAGGUUUGAGGUCUCUCGCAAGGAGAACUCCCGGCUGUUGUGGCGCCCAAACCAAGUUCAAGCCAGUGGGUUGCGCGCUACGAAUGCGGCGAGCUUCUACGCUCACAGCACACUGAGCGCGUCUCAAGGCCUGUUGCAGGUCUGGCGCAUGAGAGCUCACAAGAGCGAGAAGAGCUUGUGCGCCGCCAAGCCGCUGUGGUUCCUGGCUCGCCAGCUCAAAGUGCCAAAGGGUAUGGUCCAAAGGAUCGUGUGA